This is a messenger RNA of Dromiciops gliroides (monito del monte), 460 nucleotides long. RefSeq names its product secretoglobin family 2B member 24-like. The transcript has 3 exons. Lineage: Eukaryota; Metazoa; Chordata; Mammalia; Microbiotheria; Microbiotheriidae. The record is from RefSeq and is a predicted model, not a curated record. The coding region runs from base 16 to 309 and encodes 97 amino acids.
CACUACAACUCAACCAUGAAGGGGACUCUUACCUUGGCCACAUUGCUGACUGUGGCUCUGAGCAGCCACUUGGCUCGAGCCUGUUUGCCUAUAUAUUUAGUCCUGUCAGAACUCUUCCUGACCUCAGAUUUGCCUCUCGAGAAGACCCUUAACUCUUACGAGGCCAGUAACAACACUGUGGAAAGCUUUAAGUUGCUUCACCAAUGCUACAAGACAACCACACUCAGUGAAAAGAUUCUGGACACACUUCUUAUGGUCAAAAUCAUUGCAACUCCAGAAUGUAUAAAGCAUGAACUGUCUAUAGGAUAAAGGAAGCUGUGCUACUCCAGGUCAUAAGCCCUGCCUCCCCCAAUCAUCCCUGACUGAUCAUCUCAUUGCCAUCCCUACCUGCUACAGACUGGACUAUGGAGUUCAGGACACUUCACUGCUGACUACUGUCACAUGGCUUAUUCAAAUAAAA